AUGACAAAAUCGAUUUGCGUAAUUGGUGCGGGUGCCGCAGGAUUAAUUACAGCAAAGCAUGCCCUCAACGAAAAUUUUAAGGUCGACGUGUUUGAACAAACUGGGAAAGUUGGUGGCACUUGGGUCUAUUCGGAUGAAAUUGGAUGUCAUUCGAGCAUGUACAAAAUAAUGAAAACCAAUUUGCCGAAGGAGGCAAUGCAUUAUCAAGACAAUCUGUUUCCGGAUGAUUUGCCGAGUUUUAUGUCUCAUGAACACGUCCUAGAAUACCUUGAAAAUUUCUCAAGGGGAAUUCCGAUUCAAUUCAACACCACGGUCGUCGGCGUGACAAGGGAUGGCGAUUGGUGGAAGGUCUCGACACGAAAUAGCGGUGUUGAAAAUGAGUCCACAUAUGAUGCUGUUCUUGUAUGCAAUGGCCAUUAUUUCGAACCGCUGAUUCCAUUCGAAAACUCGCAAAUCUUCAAAGGAGCCUUUCUACAUAGUCACGACUAUCGAAAAGCCGAUGCAUUCGCCGGAAAAUCGGUAACCAUUAUUGGCGCGGGACCAUCGGGCAUCGAUAUUUGCUUACAAGUAAGCCGGGUGGCGGAGAAUGUCAACCUCAUCGGCAACAAAGCGAAAUACCCAAAUAUGCCGGAUAAUGUGUCGCAGCUCGUUAAGCACGUCGAGACGAUCACCGAAACUGGUGUGCGAACCGAAGACGGUGAGCACAUUGAUUCGGAUGUGAUUAUAGUAUGCACCGGAUAUGCAUUCAAGUUUCCAUUUCUCACAAGUGAAUUACUUCAAGUCUCCCAUAACGGCCAAGUCGUUUCACCGUUGUACCAACAUAUUUGCCACGUCGAUUAUCCGGAUUCGCUUAUUUUUAUUGGAAUCCCCCUCUCGACAAUCACAUUUCCCCUAUUUGAAAUUCAAGCGAAAUUUGCGAUUGCGUUAUUGCGUGGGCGGGUUCUUCUACCGGAUAAGCACGCAAUGAUGGAUUUCGAAAAAAAUCGGAUGAAGAUCCUAUCAUCACCCAAUCAAUAUCAUUUUCUGAUGAAUGAACAGUGGGACUACAUGCGCGAGUUGUGCAAGUUGGGACAAUUCGAGGAAUGGUCCUACUUGAAGACAUUGGAGCGCCUAUUCAAAUUCAUUAUUGAGCAGCGCGGAAAAAAUGUCGUUUCAUUGAAGGCGUUCCUAACAUUCAGAAGAAUGAAGUAUUUGCAAAUGCAUAGAGUUGUUAUUGUAAUCCAAUCAGCAGUCAGAGGCUUUAUUCAAAGAAGGAAGCAUGAGAAGAUUCCCUCAUCAGUGAUCGCGAUUCAGGCCGCAUACAGAGGGGGGGAUUGGAUGGUUUAG
This is a messenger RNA of Caenorhabditis bovis, 1326 nucleotides long. NCBI's taxonomy places the organism in Eukaryota, Metazoa, Nematoda, Chromadorea, Rhabditida, Rhabditidae. The record is from the annotation of a GenBank genome assembly.